CCGCGAGUGGUGGAACGCGCUCGUCCAUCGUGGAUGUCGCGGUCGCGGCGCGGCCUCUCCAGCCGUCGCCGCGCCGACUUGGGGCCUCCAGAGCAGGGCGCCGCCGAGGACCUGCCCGUCGCCGAGGUGCUGUCCCGGCUCCUCGCGCAGGCCGGCGCGGACGACCAGCAUGCGCCUCGGCGCUGCGCCAGCCAGCCGGCCAGCGGCGGCCCGCGCGGCCCCUGCGGCCGCGAGCGGCCGCCCGCGGGCCCGGGCGCGCCCGCCGACGCCGCCGCCGCAGCCGAGCCCGACGGCUUCGAGGGCGCGCCCAGCGCUGCCGACGUGGAACGCAUGCGGGCCCGCGUGGAGGAGCGCGCCGCGCAGCUGCAGCGGGACCUGGGCGAGCUGGCCGAGAGGCGGAGGGCGCUGCUGCGUGCGGGCACCGAGAGCUGGCUGCGGCGGGAGGCGGAGGAGAGCCUGGCGCUCCACGAGGCGCGGCUGCGCGAGGAGGCCGGCGCCGCCGCGCAAGAGGUACGGGCGGCGGCGGCCGCGGCCAGGGCCGACUUGGAGGCCGUCGUCUCGGAGAUCGACGGCCACCUGGCCGUCCUCGGCGCGGCGGCGUCGGCGCUUCGAAAACUGGCCGAGGGAUGGGGCCCUCGGAGCCAAUCUCCUCCUCCUCCUGCUCCUCCUACUCCUCCUCCUCCUCCUCCUGCCCCCCCUCUCCUCCUCAUUCUCCUCCUCCCCUGGUCUUGUGGUUGGAUUCCUGCUGCUCGAGGCCCCUCGACCCCCAGACACCCGAGGCCGUGGCUUUUCCACGGCGGGGACCCCCAGAGGUCUCGCUCCCUUCCCCGAGUCGGUCUGGUUGCGGUCCCAGGGCCAGGCCAAGGGCCCCCCGGAGGCCGAAGGCGGCCGGACACCCCCCGCCGUGCUUUUCGCGGCGACUCGAGUGGGUCUGGGCCCUCCUUGCUUUCUCCCUGCGGCCCGGGGGCACCCGAGGGGCCCCCCAACCCCCG
Prorocentrum cordatum is the source of this 992-nucleotide messenger RNA. The record is from the annotation of a GenBank genome assembly. NCBI's taxonomy places the organism in Eukaryota, Dinophyceae, Prorocentrales, Prorocentraceae.